UUUUUUUUUCAUUACAAUAUAUUUGUUAUUAAAUUUAAAAAGAAAAAAAAAAUAAUAAUGAUGAUUGAAGUUCUUGCUUAUGCAGAUCAAGAUAGGGUCUCUGGAAAAAUAUUGAACAAGACGCCACCUAGGCCCCAGCUCCUGCUGUUGGAAUGGAAGAAAAUUGCUGAUCGAAAGAAAACUUGUUUCCUACUGUCCGGAGUUGACACUGCUUUGAAACCUCUAGCUAGCAAGAAAACCGCUCAUAGUUCGCUGAAACCAAUCAAUGUUCUGAAAGGUGGAGUUCCUCGUGUGAGUACUGCUUAUUUAGACACACUGUCGGAGAACGGCAUAAAUCUGCUGAUAGCAAACCCAAAGAAAAAGCAUGUGGAUUUUAAUAUUUGUUGGGUUACACAACCGCCACUCUAUUCUACCGUUCUCAGAGAGAAAGCGAGAGGGCCUCACGUUCGUUUCAACAGCCUAUUCUUACAGCUGGAAAAGAAAGAAAAGAACGAUUCUCUCAGGAUACACGAAUGCCAUAAGCAUUCUUGUGGUGUGCACUAUAGGCUCAAAAUGAAGAGCAGAAAAAUACUGACGAUGGAGACCAUUUUGAAUUAUCAGUAGAACUUUUUGACUAUAUAGAGUCUUCUCCUCCACUUAAUUCAUUUGCGGAGAUAGUUGACGAACAAUAGUCAUAUUCCUCCAAUGGUUCGAAACUAGAUUAUCCUCCAUUUAAAGAUUAUGAACUUUACAGUCUUGUGUUCUUACUAACCUAACUUAAUAAAA
Cokeromyces recurvatus is the source of this 765-nucleotide messenger RNA. RefSeq lists its product as uncharacterized. The transcript has a single exon. The record is from RefSeq and is a predicted model, not a curated record. NCBI's taxonomy places the organism in Eukaryota, Fungi, Mucoromycota, Mucoromycetes, Mucorales, Mucoraceae. Bases 58 to 603 code for a protein of 181 amino acids.